CGCCGAGGUUCUGGAGUCUGGCUGCUCGCCAGGCGGGUGGCCUUCGGCCCUGGGGCCACAGGGCGGCCGCGCCUCGGGGUGGGAAAGAGAACGCCUGGGUCCCCGGGCCGCCGGCCGCCCGCAGCUGCGCCAUGGGCUCGCGCGGCUCUCACGCCGCGGUCAUCCCCGACCUGGACGCCAUCCGGAGAGAGACCGGCUUCUCGCAGGCCAGUCUGCUCCGCCUCUACCACCGGUUCCGAGCGCUGGACAGGAACAAGAAGGGCUACUUGAGUCGGAUGGACCUCCAGCAGAUUGGGGCGCUGGCCGUGAACCCCCUGGGAGACCGCAUUAUAGGCAGCUUCUUCCCGGACGGGAGUCAGGGAGUUGAUUUCGCAGGCUUUGUUAGGGUCCUGGCUCAUUUUCGACCUGUAGAUGAUGAAGAAAUUGGAAACCGAGACCCCAAGCAACCUGAACCCCUCAACAGCAGAAUGAACAAACUGCGCUUUGCAUUCCAGCUCUAUGACCUGGAUCGGGACGGAAUGAUCUCCAGACUGGAGCUGCUACAGGUUCUCCGGCUGAUGGUUGGGGUGCAAGUGACAGAAGAGCAGUUGGAGAGCAUCACAGACCGCACUGUGCAGGAGGCCGAUGAAGAUGGGGACGGGGCUGUGUCCUUCUUGGAGUUCACCAAGUCCUUGGAGAAGAUGGACAUCGAACAAAAAAUGAGCAUCCGUAUCCUCAAGUGACACCCCCCUCCUCCC
Messenger RNA from Castor canadensis (American beaver), 737 nucleotides. It is a transcript of the gene Chp2, whose product is annotated as calcineurin like EF-hand protein 2. Lineage: Eukaryota; Metazoa; Chordata; Mammalia; Rodentia; Castoridae. Gene Ontology annotation, molecular function: calcium ion binding. The record is from RefSeq and is a predicted model, not a curated record.